This is a messenger RNA of Syngnathus acus (greater pipefish), 1484 nucleotides long. Its product is annotated as NLR family CARD domain-containing protein 3. NCBI's taxonomy places the organism in Eukaryota, Metazoa, Chordata, Actinopteri, Syngnathiformes, Syngnathidae. The record is from RefSeq and is a predicted model, not a curated record. The transcript is spliced from 3 exons. Gene Ontology annotation, molecular function: protein binding. Bases 502 to 1266 code for a protein of 254 amino acids.
AGCAGAAACGGGAGAAAGCCAGGGAGUCAAAUAGGAAAAGCAGAGCUGGGGAUGGACAGACAGACUUCGAGGAACAAUAUGUGCGGAUGAGCAGCGAACUGGAGAAGAGCCCAAGCAAGCACAACUGGUUCCAAGCAAACAGUGAGCGAGGAAACUGCAGCCAAGUGGAAAGAGCUGCAGCGUGACACCGCCGUGAUUUACAUAAUAGGGAGAGAAGGUUCACAAUGGAACAAUCAAAGACAUUAGCAACAAUUUGGAGACACCUUCUAGCGCUUUUGAAUAGCGCUAACAAUAACCCAUUGUUUGUGCAAAGUGCUACAGAGGCGUCGGCUCCAGAAGAGACUGGCGUCGGGCCUCGCCGAGCCCAGCUCCGAUGCGGAGCAGAGCGAAGAGAGCGACACCAUCCUACGAGCAGAUAGGGAGCCCGACAAAAACCAGGAUGGCGAGGGGGAAGAGGAGAAGACGCUUCAAAAUGGAGACCUGCAAGCGCAGCUGGAAGCCAUGAUCGCAGUGCUGAGCACAUCGGAUGAGGUGGAGCAGUUGGUUCUCAGGAACACCGACCUGACGGACCAGCUUCUGCUCACUGUAGCAGACGCUCUGAAGAGCAGCUCGUCCGAGGUGGCUCUGCUCAACCUUAACCUCAACCUCAUUGGCCCGGACGGGGCUUGCAUUCUGCUGGACGUCCUGAAGGUGAAACCUCAGGUCAAAAGUUUACACUUGUUUGGAAACAGACUAUGCGAUGAUGGCGCACUGGCCCUCCUGAGCGGCAUAGCCGAGCUACAGGAGCAAACAUCGAGAGCCGCCGCUGCCAACCUCAGCACUGGCGAGAACUUCUUUUCACUUGUGGAACUGGACAUUGGGGGAAACAACCUGAGCGGGGUGGGGCUGAAGGUUCUGGCGUCCUACAUGAGGCAGCACUCGCACCUGCAGUAUUUAGGUCUAGCUCAAACCGGCGGCCCGGAUCUGGCGGCGUGGAAAGAACUUUUCGACAGUCUCAAAGGAAACGACUGGCUGACUCACAUCAUUCUAGACGAGAAUAACCUGGGCGACCCCGGGGUCAGGCUGCUGGCCGACGUGUUGAAAUCCAACGCCCGUCUGCAGAUGGUGGAUCUGGAUGGCAACCACGUCACGGACGUGGGAGGAAACGACCUCGUGGAGGCUUUACUUUGCAGGGGCCACGUUCCCAUGAGGCAUCUGAGUCUCGCCGAGAACAACAUCAGCUCUGGGCUCAUGCGGAGGAUACGAGAAGAGGUGAAAGGAAAAUGAGAUCAAUUUAGCGAUGAACAAUGCAAAAAAUGACGACGUUGAUUGUUCUCUCGACUGUGAGAGAAAAAGAUUUGUGAUCAAAGCUUGUCAUUCCGGUGAUUAUCGCCUUGUCUCGACGGUGAAGUCCGCUGGAAUCAAUCCUCCUUAGAUUUGAUCUGAUGGUCUUUCUUCGCCGUGGAGCGCCGAGAAAGAUGUUCUCCGAGGAUGACGGAUAAAUA